CUUAAAUGGCCUAAUCGGACAUUUCUCCUUUGCCAUUUCCAUUUCCUGCUCCGUUCAAUUCUUUUCCCUCUUUCCGACUUCCCCUCCAUCCUCUUUUCUCCCCUCGACUCCGUAUUCUCUAUUCCUAUACCCCGCGUCUCUGACAUCAUGCCCUCCGCAUUGCUGAUCGGUGCCAUCACCCAUGCCCGCAAGGAGUGGGAGGACCUGUCGUCGCUUUUGACGCUGAAGGAAUUUCCCUCGGGGACCCGAGAGGAUUUCGUCCGCAAUUGUCAAGACGGGCAGUAUGAUGAUGUCCAGGUGAUUUAUCGGUCCAAUGCAUCGACCAAGUUCACCGGUCCGUUCGACGCAGAGCUGCUCUCCGUGCUGCCCAAGUCUCUGAAAUAUAUCUGCCACAAUGGCGCCGGGUACGAUAAUAUUGAUAUCCCCGGGUGUACGCAACGAGGCAUUCUUGUGUCUAGCACGCCCGUCGCAGUCAACCAUGCGACGGCCGAUGUGGGCAUUUUCCUGAUGAUUGGCGCGUUGCGACAGGCCUACGUGCCGUUGGCUGCUCUGCGAGCAGGCCAAUGGCAAGGACAGACGACUCUAGGCCGCGACCCCCAGGGCAAGGUGCUGGGAAUCCUGGGAAUGGGAGGAAUUGGCCGAGAAAUGGCCAACCGCGCCAAAGCCUUCGGCAUGAAGAUCCACUACCACAACCGGUCGCGACUGGCGCCCGAACUCGAAGGCGACGCUACGUACGUGUCGUUCGACGAGCUGCUGGCCACCUCGGACGUCCUGAGUCUGAACCUGGCCCUGAACGCAAACACCCGGCAUAUCAUCGGCACGAAGGAGUUUGAGAAGAUGAAGGACGGGGUGGUGCUGGUCAACACGGCCCGGGGCGCGCUGAUCGAUGAGAAGGCGUUGGUGACGGCUCUGGAGUCGGGCAAGGUCUUGUCGGCUGGACUGGACGUGUAUGAGAAUGAGCCGGUGGUGGAGCAGGGGCUGGUCAAUAACCCCCGGGUGAUGCUGCUGCCGCAUAUCGGGACCAUGACUUAUGAGACGCAGAAGGACAUGGAGCUGUUGGUGCUGAACAACUUGCGGUCGGCGGUCGAGAAGGGCGAAAUGAUCACGUUAGUACCGGAGCAGAAGGCGUAGGCGGUGGAUAGAAUUGGAU
Messenger RNA from Aspergillus steynii IBT 23096, 1150 nucleotides. Its product is annotated as D-mandelate dehydrogenase-like dehydrogenase. NCBI's taxonomy places the organism in Eukaryota, Fungi, Ascomycota, Eurotiomycetes, Eurotiales, Aspergillaceae. The record is from RefSeq and is a predicted model, not a curated record. The transcript has 7 exons. Gene Ontology annotation, cellular component: cytosol. Bases 148 to 1131 code for a protein of 327 amino acids. Gene Ontology annotation, molecular function: hydroxypyruvate reductase [NAD(P)H] activity; glyoxylate reductase (NADPH) activity; NAD binding.